Molecule: messenger RNA, 2810 nt
Organism: Actinia tenebrosa (Australian red waratah sea anemone)
Lineage: Eukaryota; Metazoa; Cnidaria; Anthozoa; Actiniaria; Actiniidae
Source: RefSeq, a predicted model, not a curated record
ACAGACAGACACUUCUGCUACUUUAAUUAUCCUUUUUUUCACUUAAUUUCAAGGGAAAACAUUCAACUUCAGUAGCACCCCAACGAAGUCUAUUUCCAUUAAUACCUUCAAGAAUCUGUUCUUGGGCCUAGCGAAGCCAAAAACAACAAAGAACUCUACUGGGAAAGCUUCAAGUAGUAUUUCUCAGGAAGGACUUAGGAAUGCAAUGACGAUUACUCUUCCUGGGCUAUAUGUUAAUGGGAAUCUCAAUUCACUGGAGUUUUUCGAGUUUUUAUUUGAUGAGAUCAGUGCCCAGCACAGGGUCUAUAAAUACACCAGUGAAGCUGUGAGGAAGGAUGUACAGCAAUCUGCCUCAACUUUUCUGGAUACAAUAGUCAAAAAGGGCAACAAGCAGUUCCAGCCAGAAGAUAUCAAAGCACCAAGAAAUACUCCUUUACCAGUCUAUAUUAUUGAGAUACUACUCCUAGUUGCCUCAGCCAGGUAUUCUGUCCUCAAAUGCCUACAGUCUCUGGUCAAAAAGCAAUUAUACUGGGCAUGUAAGACCCUCAUCUCCUCAUCUCAAGUACAAGACACAUAUUUACAGCCAGAAGUAGUAACAUACUUUACCAAGACCAUCCUUCCAAAAACAGACUGUGGUGCCAUUCCUGAUGAAGUCUUCAAAAAGUGGAUCACUAAUAUCAAUGCCGUUUUUAAUUUUAAUGUUCUCUUUGAUUUUGUCUGUGACAUGUUUAACACAGGAAGUAAAAGGAAAGGACUGGAAGGCUUAGCGCUGAAGAAAAAAGCCAUCAUCCUCUCCCAGACGUUAACAGAAUCAAUAUUGAUUCACUCCUAUGGCCAUGAUAGGUCUAAUGUUGAAAAAUAUCUCAAAGCUGUGCAGGAAAAGUUCCCAAGUGACACAGCCAAAAAACUAGGUAUUCCAACCACUACAUGGGAGCAACUAGAGAUUGAAUUUGUCUACAAACCAAGUUUUCAAGCCCUGGAAGCCAUAAGGAACAGUAUGGGCAGCCAGAACAAAGUGGAGUUUCUUAAAAAACAAAAUAUUCUUAUACAGUUUCUAAAGAAAAAUGGCAGGUUUUUGCAAGAAGCUGUAAUUGAAAUUUUUGUCAAACGAGAAAUGUAUAAAGAUUUACUAGAGUGCUUGAAUGGGGUGACUGAUGGUUAUAAUGGUUACGAGAUAAACUUCUCUCAGAUUAAUACAAGUCUAGAAGAGGUGAAACGAAUGGGAGACAAGAAUAAGGCCAUGUCAUUGGCUGAGGCAUUGAAGGAUUAUGUGUCCUCCACUCUCGUUCAAGCAAGUUUCAGUUCUUCUUUUAGACAAUAUACAAAACCUAUUCCUAAUCAAGUAAGCAAGUGCGUUAAGAUGUUUCAUUCUAUAAGCAGAGUCCUUUUCAUGUCAAUCAUCAAGAAAGCCAUCGAUACUGUAACUGAGAAAUAUUUGAGGAACACUGUCAGUUACAAUAAACGGGAGGAACUGGGAAGGUGGCUCAUGGAGAUUAAGGCAAUCUUUAUCUCAGUGCAUGAAAUUCUAGAGUGGUCGGUAAUAUUUAAGGAAAUCCUACAAGGGCCACUCAAGCGAAAACAUCAAAUUAUAACGACUCUUCAAUUCUGGAAGCCAUGUCUGUACUAACAUACUGUAAAUAUGUCGCCUAUCAAGUUUCAUACUUUGGAUUUUUAAAGGUAAUUGCUUGGCAACUGUGCCUUUAGUUCCAAGGAGUUCUACACUAAAGACAUGUCUGGUGUUACCAUCUUGUUCACUGACGAUAGAAAUCCAUUGAGGCGACAGGCCGUAGUGACUAAUACCCAUGUCUUGUCUUGUCAUGAUUCGUGGAAUGACAAACCACAGUGAUUUUAUAUAAAGGCAAGGCUGGAAAGGAUAUCAUUUGGAAAACAGAUAGUUUUUUGGCUCGUUCUAGUUAACAGUAAGUUAAAAGUAAACCUCUUGGCAGGUAAUCUAACCAAGGGUGUGCCACAAGGUUCUAAUCUUGGACCACAUUCAAGAUAGUUUUUUAAGAUCCUAGUCAGGGUUUUUCAUUAUGUCCCAAUCUUGCUGUCUGAUGAAGUAGGACUCAGGGUACGUAAUCCAUCAAAGGCUUGCCCUGGUUUUCAUCUUUCGAGGCAUUAGAAAUUAUGGCAACCAGCAAUAAUUCUUCUGGAUGGAUGUGUUUGAUUUGUUGAACCAUUCAGUUUGUUUAUAAUUAUGGUGUUCCUCAAGUUCUGCAAGUGGGUUGAUUUUUUAAACUGUACACCGGGCAUAAUGUUAUAGACGAAAAAAUUGGAUUACUGAGGUACUAAUUCCAAGAUCCCAAUGCGUCAUCGUCAAGCAAAACAUGUGGUGUACCCCACAGCCCAACAUUGAAUUGCUGACGAAAUCCGAGACGAACUUUUUACAUUAGAGGGCUUUUCAUAUUUCUGUGACCUCCACAACUUCCAGACGUCUUAGUUUGGCUUCUGUCAAUCAAAAAUAUGCUAAUUCAGACCAUUGGAUAUAUGAUGGAUGGAAGUCAAAAUGCGAGAAAAUGGGCCGCAUCUGGAGUCGCAGAAACAUAAAAAGCUAUAUUAAAUAGUUAGUGUGGCAUGGCAGUCUGUUGUUGUUGCAGAUGAGGUGUCUUUCUUUGUUAAAAACAACUAGGCCUUGAACGACAUGCCUAGAAACGUUCAUCUUUUUCUAUUCAUUAUAACAAUGAGCGAUAGAUGAACAAUGACAUAAGAAAAUAGUUAUAUUUUAUAUAAUAAUAUUAGAAUAUAAAAAUGAAACAAGUUACAUUUAGUGAGCCCUUUGGGGCAAUAACAAUAAAGAAAAUUAUUAUUCA